UGUUUCAAUUCACAAGUUCGCUUUGAUACGCAUCAUGAAGUUGUUUAUUGCAUUGGCUGCCAUUUUGGCCACAGCUGUCGCUGCUCCCAUGGAGGGACGCAUCACCCACGGCGAGAAGGCCCAUGAGGGUCAGUUCCCCUACCAGGUGGGACUCAGUCUGGCCAUCGGCUCAUCGGGUGCCUGGUGCGGUGGCACCUUGAUCUCCGAUCGUUGGGUGCUUACUGCUGCCCAUUGCACAGAUGGUGCUGACUCCGCUACCGUCUAUGUUGGUGCCAUUAACAUCAAGGAGGAGGAGCAUGGCCAGAAGCGCAUCAAGGUCGAUAAGGCUGACAUCAAGGUGCACGAGGAUUGGGAUGCCAGCCGUGUGGUCAACGACAUCUCGCUGAUCAAGCUGCCCGAAGCCAUUGAAUUCAACGAUCGUGUCAGAGCCGCCACUCUGCCCAAGAAGGAUGGACGCUACUCCACUUAUGCUGGCGAGCAGGCUUUCGCCUCCGGCUGGGGUCGUGACAGCGAUGAUGCCACCGCUGUUUCCUCUGUGCUGCGUUACGUUGAGAUGCCCAUCAUGAAGUCGAGCACCUGCAACAUCUACUGGGCUGGUAUGAUCACCGACAAGGUCAUCUGCAUGAGCACCAAGGAUGGCAAGUCCACCUGCAACGGUGACUCUGGUGGCCCAUUGGUUCACAAGCAGGGCGAUAUUAACUAUCUGAUUGGUGCCACCUCUUUCGGUCUGGCUCUGGGUUGCGAGAAGGGUUACCCAGCUGUCUUCACCCGUGUGACUGCCUAUCUGGAUUGGAUCGAGGAGAACAGCGGUGUUGUCAACAAAUAAGUUGAUGCCCAGCACUGACAGUGAUAAAUGAUUACAAUAAAUAUUGAAAGUAUUCUAAA
Molecule: messenger RNA, 885 nt
Organism: Drosophila albomicans
Lineage: Eukaryota; Metazoa; Arthropoda; Insecta; Diptera; Drosophilidae
Product: serine protease 1-like
Exons: 1
Coding region: 35-826 (263 amino acids)
Biological process (GO): proteolysis
Molecular function (GO): serine-type endopeptidase activity
Source: RefSeq, a predicted model, not a curated record